Molecule: messenger RNA, 926 nt
Organism: Gossypium raimondii (Peruvian cotton)
Lineage: Eukaryota; Viridiplantae; Streptophyta; Magnoliopsida; Malvales; Malvaceae
Product: 21 kDa seed protein
Exons: 1
Coding region: 45-719 (224 amino acids)
Molecular function (GO): endopeptidase inhibitor activity
Source: RefSeq, a predicted model, not a curated record
CAUGCAGAACUAAAGCAACACAUAUCAACACAAUCUGUAUAACCAUGAAAACCACAACAGCUUCGGUGUUUCUUCUUUUCAUCAUCUUCUCAAUCACACCAUUGUCCUUUUCGUUUGGUGUGGCCAACACUACAAACGCUCCUGUGCUCGACAGUGAUGGCAACGAGCUCCGCACAGGCACCCCAUACUUCGUUGUGUCGUCGAUAUGGGGUGCUGGUGGUGGGGGGCUUGCCCUAGGCAUGCCUAGAGGAAAGCCAUGCCCGGAAGUCGUUGCUCAAAGAGGAUCCGGUGACGAUGGUAUUCCGGUGAUAUUUUCUAAUUCGGACUCCAACGAUGGCGUUGUUCGCCUAUCCUCUGACAUAAACAUAGAGUUCAUUCCCCUCAGACCCAGAUUUUGCCAAACAACAACGGUGUGGAAGGUCGAUGAUUACGACCACUCAGCCGGAAAAUGGUGGGUGAUAACCGAUGGGGUUAAAGGGAACCCAGGUGCCAACACUUUGACCAGUUGGUUUAGAAUAGAGAAGGCGGGUGAUCUUGAUUACACAUUUAAGUACUGCCCCGCUGUACGUGGAACAUGCCCAGCCUUAUGCAACAAAAUUACGAGAGACUCAGAUGGAGAAAUGAUACGUUUGGCUCUCUCCGCUGGCCAUGGAUGGCCAUUUUUCUUUAAGAAACUUCAAACAUCAGCCAUGGAGAUUGAACAAGUUGUUCAUAAUUAGAUUGAAAGCAAUCAUUAUGCAUGAACUAGUAGUUACUAUACAAUAUUAGCUUCAAGUAAAUAAUGCUGAGAGAACUGAUUGUUAAGAUUGCCUUGUUUGAAGCAGCAGCAUGUAUAUAUAUAUAUAUGCUUGCUUACAAGGUUUGUCUCUCAGAGUCCUUCUCUUUGUACUCUUUUCAGCUUAAUAUAUAAACUGUCUACUUAUUUA